AUGAAGUUCUCUCUUCCUGCCGCUCUUGCCAUCUUUUACGCAACCACUGCCCUCGCAUUUCCACAGAACAUUGCUGACGAUACCAUCCUCGCCCGAGACGACGAGGGCAUUGACAUUUCCCAUCUUGACAUAGAAGAGAUCGAACUCGCUUACGAUCCCAACGACUUUGAGAACUUGGCCGCUCGGGCAACCAUCAAGUGCUCAAACCAGGGCAAGAUCAAGCGCGUUAAGAAGGAGUACGCUGGAAAGUGUCAUCCUAACAACAGCAUCGGCACCUUAAGCGCCCAUAACUGUAAGAACCGCCAGGGGAAGUCGUAUCUCUGUGUACAAAGCCAGAAAGCUACUUGCUACACUAUCCCCGCCGCCCAGAAGAAGAAUUUCGAAAAGGGCGAGUGCUUCAUCCGCAAGUAG
Colletotrichum truncatum is the source of this 411-nucleotide messenger RNA. RefSeq lists its product as uncharacterized. NCBI's taxonomy places the organism in Eukaryota, Fungi, Ascomycota, Sordariomycetes, Glomerellales, Glomerellaceae. The record is from RefSeq and is a predicted model, not a curated record.